UGUCGUUCGCAUGUUGUUUUGUAUCUGAACAACCCUUUUCAACGGCUUUUCACUUCAGUUUUAAAUUAAAUAUAAUAUUUUUCUUUGUUAGCUGUCUAAAUAAUACCAAAUUAUUCAUUUCCAAACCGUAGCAAUGCACAGCCGCAGUGCCAUGUAACUAUGAGUCGCUUAUAUACUUUACGAGUUUGCGCAUUCAAGUUAUACCUCCUAAAAAUAUCAAUAAUGACGAAGUAUACAAACUUCGUCUUCGCUAUCUCUCAACGCGCAUGCGUCGUAACUCAUCGGAAAAGGGGAAAGUGGAAAAAUCAUUACAGUAUACUCUGAGAAGCGUUUGGACAUAACUAUGGCGAUUGAGUGUGUUAUUUGAACAUGGCUGUUCAAGCGAACUUAGAACGCUAUUGCCGGCUUUGUGCCGAAGAGCAAGAAGUUACUAUAAUGAUAUUCAGUGCAGAAGCCGAAGCUAUGCUUCUUCAGAACAAAUUAAAUAAAUACUUAUUGAUUGAGGUUGAUGAAGAUGAUAAGUUACCCAAAAACAUUUGUAUAAAGUGUUGUUCAAAGUUGCAAACUGUGUGUGAGUUCAUUGACACAGCUCGAAAAGCUCAACAAAUUCUACUGGACCGCAGCAUUGUGCUAGAUCAGAUGACUGACUGCUUUACUAAUUCAAAUAUUAAGGCUGAGUCACCCUCUGAUGAUGAUGAAAUGGAAGUUAGUGUAGACCCCAUGGUAGUGCUGCAAAAUUCGGAAGAAACUAUGUCACUGAAUUUCCCUGUAAACUGUCAGUCUGCCCCUAAUGAUAUGACUAACAUGCAUGUGGAUGAAGGAGAAUUUGCUACCAUCAAAUUGAUCAAGAAAGGUGAUCAAACUAUGGCUGUUGAUAUUUCAUCAACUACUUCUACUAUUGAGGAGAAACGAGAUAGAGACUCAAAACCAUUCCCUUGUUUAACCUGCAGAAGAAGCUUUCUGACUGAAUUGGCUUUGAAAAAUCAUCUUUGGGUUCAUAUAAAUGAAGAUAAAACAAUAAAACGAUACCAAUGUAGCCACUGUCCUGAUAACUUUGACUACAAGUAUGACUUGAUUUCACAUCUCAAAGAACACAGGACCUCAGGGACAUGUAAUCUAUGUGGGAGAGCGUUUAGAACAGAAGCAAACCUUAAAGCCCACAUGGCCCUCCACCUGACAGCUGGUAAAUCUUACACAUGCAAGGUAUGUGGACGAUCCUACAACACCCGAAGUAACCUGACAACACACAGCAUCACACAUAGCAAUGAAAGGCCAUACCAGUGUCACAUAUGUAAAAAGAGUUUCAAGAGAAAUCAAGAUUUAAAGUUCCACCUCAAUCAACACACUGGAGCAAAACCCUACAAGUGUCCAUUCUGUGAUAAGUCGUUUGCAAGUUCAGGGAACUGCUAUUCACAUAGAAGUCGCAUGCAUCCAGGUCGACGGUUGGAACCCGGAAUGGUGCGCCGUCGUGUUAAUAGAGAUGGUGCUCCUCUGGGACGUCCACCUCGUCGCGUUGCCGCCUCAUCUGACAAACAGUUAGAUACUCGAAUAACAACCCCCAAAGUCACUGUAAAAGGUGUUCAAAGAUAUCAAUGUUCCAUGUGUGAUCACUCCUUCAUUAGAAGAGAUAACUUUACGUAUCACAUGUAUCAACAUACUGGUCAGAAACCAUUCCAGUGUUCCUUCUGUUCAGAAAGGUUUAUCACCAGGAAAGGACUACUACUGCACCACGACAAAGAACAUCAAGAGAGAGACCGCCCAUUAGCUCUGCUUUCGAAAAAUGUCUUACUCAAAUAACUUGGCUAGUGAUAUUUGAUAUCUAAAACUAUCUUGUUGUAUUUUUCAUUUCAUUUAAUUACUUUGUGUGUUAGGUAUAUAAGUAUUCUUAUAUUAACUCUAGGACAUAAUAAAAGCGCCUUUCAAUGUAACAUAGCAUCACGCCUGUAUUCCCGAAGGGGCAGGCAGAGGGUCAGUAUACUGCAUUAUUUUAAAAUACUUAUGAUACUGACCUAUAUUAAUAAUAAUAAUAUCUGCAUAUUAAUUUCGUAAAUAUAUAUAUGAUUUGUAA
Pectinophora gossypiella (pink bollworm) is the source of this 2068-nucleotide messenger RNA. Its product is annotated as zinc finger protein 62-like. The record is from RefSeq and is a predicted model, not a curated record. Gene Ontology annotation, molecular function: RNA polymerase II transcription regulatory region sequence-specific DNA binding; DNA-binding transcription factor activity, RNA polymerase II-specific; zinc ion binding. The transcript is spliced from 5 exons. Gene Ontology annotation, biological process: regulation of transcription by RNA polymerase II. Lineage: Eukaryota; Metazoa; Arthropoda; Insecta; Lepidoptera; Gelechiidae. The coding region runs from base 370 to 1797 and encodes 475 amino acids. Gene Ontology annotation, cellular component: nucleus.